AGACAAAGGUCGUAUCUCUAGCUGUCAAAUGUAGACUAGAAAUGUUAUCGACUGUGCUUUGAGGCCCAUCGGGCCUAUUCGGUCUUACCGGGCCCGCUGAACGUCACCCACACAUUUUUUCUUAUACACGCUUUUCCCUAUACCUUCAUUUCCCUCAACUACGGUACUGGCUUGUCCGUAUUUCCGCUCUCAGGUACCCCAAUUUCGCUCGCCGGGACUGAGCGGCAAAACGCAGUGGGAAUAGCCCAUUAUUCCCAGUGCGUUUUGCUGCUCAGUCCCGAUUACACGGGCGCUGCCACUCUUUAAUAGUAUCUCCUCGGUGUGCGAUGCAAGCAUACCAUCGAUAAGUCACAUAUGUACGUUGAAUCAUGCAACGAGAUUAGAUUGCGUGCGUAUCUUCAACGAAAAUUGGAGCGCCGCUCCACGAACCCGCUUGGCUAUUGUGCGCGUUGUCACAACGAUCUCGCCUAUUUACUUUGCAUCUUCUCUUUCAGGUAGCGAAAUCCUUCGAGGCAGAAGCGAAACACCGUCGAGGGGAACCGCACGCAACAGUUCGCACGAGGACGAAUAAAAACUGAGCGAGAUGACUCACAUGCUUCUGCAAGAGCCCGGAUGGAAGAUCGAGCGCAAGGGUUCGGCGCUGCUGCUACGAAGGGACAGCUCGCACCUGAAGAGCGGCCGAGUCUGUUUCCGCUGCGACGUCGAAGUUCGCGAAUUCGAGCGUGACGAGGAUUACAUGGUCGAGGCGGAACCGGAGACAGCUGCCAGCCCGUUGGCGAUGUGUGCCAGUUGCCUGGCGGCUCUAUGCGUGACCGUGAUUCUCCCGUGGUUGCUGAUCGGCGGUUAAACACGCCUCGGCUCGUGAUCUCGUGGGGCUCGUUGGGGGGCGAUCGCGUGUACAGCGGAACGGAAGUCAUCCGACGAACCGUCGAGCAGAGUUCCUUAAGGAAUAGAUCUCUAUUGGACCACGAGAGACCUGAUGAUAAUGGAUCAAGUGGUCGAUACGAAUUCGUCGUUGGGGUUGGGGGUGUCAGCCUGGGAAUGAAUAAUUAAGUAGUAGUUCCUAAACGAUUUAAAAGAAGUAUUUGUGAUUUAUACGUCGCUGCGAGUAAGGGAGCGUUUUAUCGGGAGACGAGUCGUGGAUGUAAUAUUUUUCAAAGAGAGCUAUUGAUCCUAGCACUGAAAAAGUUUACGACCGGCUUUAUGCUUAUUCGCUGACCCGUGUCGGGUCUACGUUUCCACGUAGGAAAGUACGCGUUCCGAGACAAUGAAAAAAAAAAAAAAGGAAGAAGAACUCGGCUCGCUCGCGGUUCAAAUAGGUUUCGUGAAAGUCGGUAGAGAAAACUGCGGACUUUCUGCAUAGAUACGCGAGACGAGAGGAACAUCAAAGGCGGAACGGUAUAUUCGAGCGUGCAUUAAACCUCCUUACCAUUCGUUUGACGAUAUCGACGAAUCCUCUGGCCUCUGGAACGGAGGCGACCCUGUGCCAAACGAGAGAGGCAGAACUCGAAAUAUUCGCAAAAAACCUUUCGCGAUUCGCGGUCCGCUUGCUUUGCACACGCGUCUAUACAGAUACACUAGCGAACGUGCGCUAGCUGCGUCGCAUCGGCUUAAAAGCGAUGUACAUAUGUAUACAUUUUUCUACGUUUCAUCCCAUCGAUCGGUGCAUCCCGCUUGAACGAGGAAAUAUAAUGCAACGCGCGACCUUCUUUCCCAGCUUUGGUUCUCCGAACCAUAAUUGCACGGUCGAUCAAUUAAAUAUUUUACCCCGGACGAUCGGUAAGACCGGUAAAGUUCCCGACGCGAAAUCAGCAAAUGGAAAAGUUCCGCGGUGGAAAUCGACGGGCGUAUUGAGAAAUCGAGCGAAGUUUCGAGUUCGAAGGCCGUAGUCACAGACCGUUACUCGCUUAGAAGAUCCGGAUCGAAUAAAUUUCGGUAAGGGAAAUAACUUGGGAAAUCGCGAGUCGAGUUGCCUACUCACGAACGAUUUUUCCAAGUCGAACGUAGAAUAGAGUGAGUCACAAAUUUACAUCGGCCUGUUUGCUGUCUCAAGGAUUGUUUACAUCGAGGGAACCAAGUCGCUAGUCUAAAGAAAAGAAUGGAAGAGAGAAUGCGAGCGUGAAGAAACUCUGAUAACGUGAGAAUGAUUGAUUUCAGAGGUACACGUUCAGUGCACGUCUGAAGUAACAUGUAGACCUCUAUCGAACGAUUCCAAUCGAUCAAUGUAAAAUAAUAUUUGUUUAUGUUUCUAGUAAAAUUGUCUGAAUAAGUACA
Ceratina calcarata is the source of this 2274-nucleotide messenger RNA. RefSeq lists its product as uncharacterized. The transcript has a single exon. NCBI's taxonomy places the organism in Eukaryota, Metazoa, Arthropoda, Insecta, Hymenoptera, Apidae. Bases 584 to 847 code for a protein of 87 amino acids. The record is from RefSeq and is a predicted model, not a curated record.